AUGCUCACGUUCAUGACUGAAGGAGCCCUACGCAUGAUUCAUGAAUACCCGAUGCCCAUAUUCAGCGGACCAGGGACAUCUCCGACGAUUCGAUAUCGGUAUCCUGGAAUAGGAGGAUUUCCAAUCCCAAGUCAGAAUCACAUCCAGCGUCAGGAUAGUCAAGAGCAGAGUGAUAUAGGAAUAUGCUCUGUGAACGGGGAUGCCGGAAAAGAUGAGAAGGCAAAAGAAACGCCAGAGGAAAUCACAGCGAGAUAUGAAAAGAUCAUCCGAGGACCCCUCGACUACCUCCUCUCCAUCCCCGGCAAAGACGUUCGCGGACGUCUCAUCUCCGCGUUCAACGAAUGGCUUCACCUCCCAACCGAGAAACUCGACAUCGUCAAAGAAAUCAUCGAGCUCUUACACACUGCUUCUCUCUUAAUCGACGACAUCCAAGACGGCUCCCGUCUCCGCCGCGGCCACCCCGUAGCGCACCACAUCUUCGGCGUCCCUCAGACGAUCAACGCAGCGAACUACGCGUACUUCCUCGCCCAGGAGAAACUCAAAGACCUGGACGACCCAGCCGCCGCAUUCUCCAUCUUCACGCGGGAACUCCUGAACCUGCACCGUGGCCAGGGCAUGGACCUGUACUGGCGCGACGCGCUCGUGUGUCCCUCGGAGGAGGAAUACAUGCAGAUGGUGGCGUAUAAGACGGGGGGGUUGUUUGAGUUGGCGGUGGGGUUGUUGCAGGUGGGUGUUGAUGUUGAUGUAGACUUCACACCCCUCACGCACAAGCUCGGCACGAUCUUCCAGAUCCGCGAUGACUACCUAAACCUGCAAAGCGGGCUCUACGCCACAAAAAAGGGGUCCAUGGAAGAUCUCACCGAAGGCAAGUUCUCCUUCCCGAUAAUCCACAGCAUCCGCGCACGGCCCGACAACACGACGCUAGUCAGCACCCUCAAGCAGCGCAGCGAGGACGAGGCGUUGAAGGCGUAUGCGGUGCGAUAUAUGGAGACGACGGGGUCGUUUGGGUACUGUCGGGAGAAGUUGGCGGAGUUGAUGGGCGAGGCGAGGAGGGUGGUGGGGGAGUUGGAGGAGAGGUUGGGGCCGUGUCCGGGUUUGCUUGGGAUUUUGGAUUUGUUGGAGGUGCCGGGGGUUGAGGGGGUUGAAGAGGAUGGAGGAGGGAAGGAUGGUGGGUCGGUGUGA
Aspergillus melleus is the source of this 1182-nucleotide messenger RNA. RefSeq names its product FPP/GGPP synthase family protein. The coding region runs from base 1 to 1182 and encodes 393 amino acids. Gene Ontology annotation, molecular function: prenyltransferase activity. Gene Ontology annotation, biological process: isoprenoid biosynthetic process. Lineage: Eukaryota; Fungi; Ascomycota; Eurotiomycetes; Eurotiales; Aspergillaceae. The record is from RefSeq and is a predicted model, not a curated record. The transcript is spliced from 4 exons.